Messenger RNA from Pseudopodoces humilis (Tibetan ground-tit), 1131 nucleotides. RefSeq names its product protein mono-ADP-ribosyltransferase PARP12-like. Gene Ontology annotation, molecular function: NAD+ poly-ADP-ribosyltransferase activity; RNA binding. Gene Ontology annotation, cellular component: nucleus. Gene Ontology annotation, biological process: positive regulation of type I interferon production; response to virus; positive regulation of mRNA catabolic process. The record is from RefSeq and is a predicted model, not a curated record. Lineage: Eukaryota; Metazoa; Chordata; Aves; Passeriformes; Paridae.
UGUUACUCAGCCCCACUUCCUCAAGGGUCUGUGGCAGAGAGGAAUCGGUGGUCCCACGGCGAGAGGCUGCGAGCAAGACUGUGAGGUGCUGUGUCUAGGAUAGAGUGCAGAGCAGAGACUUUGCUGGGCAGAGCAAGCAGCCAAGGUGCCCAUCUGCUCUUCUGCACUUGAGUUGUCUCCUGACCCAUCUGUCUGCUCCUGAAAUGGAGUAUGUCUGGUAUUGGCUCGAUGAUUCCAAGCAGUGGAUUGAGUACGGGAAAGAGCACCCAGAUCACGUCACUGCCACUGUAACAUCUGCAUUUCUGGAGAAGGAAUAUCUAGCUGACAAGAAUGGUGUUAUUUUUUUCAGGGCUGGUUCUCAGAAGUAUAAGUUAGACUUUGCAGACAUGAUCCAAACAAAUCUACUCUUUCAAACUCAAAGAAGUGUUAUUCGACUGCCUAAACAGCCUGAAGGUGGACAAGAUGGAAGCCAAAACACGACUCUCUCGCAUCCAGUCUAUCCUCCACAGUGGGACAAAACUGCUCUACCUGAUAUCGGGUUCAAGUUGAUACAGCUCAGUUAUGAUUCCCAAGAAUAUAGAAAAAUCAAGAGUCUGUUUGAGAAGACAAUGAAAAAUUACUGCAUCAACCAACUGCAGAGGAUCCAGAACCCAACACUUUGGGACAUUUUUCAGUGGCAAAAAGAAAAGAUGAGGAAGCUCCAUCAAUUGAAAGUGGUAAACGAGAGGCUCCUGUUCCAUGGCACAAGUCCAUCCCAUGUGUCUGCCAUCUGUGAGCAGAACUUUGACUGGAGACUCUGUGGGACUCAUGGGACGAUGUAUGGAAAAGGAAGCUACUUUGCCAGAGAUGCCAGCUAUUCCCACGAGUACUGUUCCUCUCAAAGCGGGCGCUACAGAAUGUUCGUAGCUCAGGUUCUUGUUGGAGACUUUGUGCAGGGGAACCCUGAGUACUGCCGCCCUCCACCCAGAGCCAAAAAUUCAAACAGACUUUAUGACAGCUGUGUGGAUGACCCGACAGACCCUUCCAUCUUUGUCAUCUUUGAGAAGCAACAAAUUUACCCUGCCUAUAUCUUGGAGUACAGCACUGAGACCAGCUGUGUGGUCCUGUAAUGAAUGGUGGAAUGUCCUUUGA